This is a messenger RNA of Volvox carteri f. nagariensis, 1491 nucleotides long. RefSeq lists its product as uncharacterized. The record is from RefSeq and is a predicted model, not a curated record. Lineage: Eukaryota; Viridiplantae; Chlorophyta; Chlorophyceae; Chlamydomonadales; Volvocaceae. The coding region runs from base 35 to 1018 and encodes 327 amino acids. The transcript has 8 exons.
CGUACAUUUAAGCAAAAUUUGACAUCUAGGGAAAAUGUCGUCUUCCCUGAGGUCUCAAGCUUGCCAGAACCCGGCUGGUCGCCGCGCAUCUGUUCAACAUGUACGUGCAUUCAACUUUUGUAAAGCGACUGCAAAAUCAUCAGUGGUCAUUAUACGGGUUGCUUCGCCGCGACGGGUCGCACCGAAUGGGGUACAGCGCUCUUCGCCGCGGCUUGUUUACGCACGAUCUGAUCUUGGCGGCUCUCUCAAGGAAACGGCUGCCCUAGAUGAUCUCAUUGAUCAGCUGCUGAGCGCCAAGUCGCAGCAGCAGAUGGCUCAGCUGGUUGCGGAGCACAUCAUUGCCAUAGACACCAAGUUCUGGAUGCGCAUCGCCACCCGGAAUGACACCGCCGCGACCAAAGAUGACAGAGAGCGCCUACAGGCUGUAGCGAACAGCGUCAUGGUCCUCGUGGAUGCCGUACGGCGGCGUACGGAGCAGCAGCUAGAGGACAGCGGUAAAGUGUUGCAGGACAUCCUGGUUGCUGCAGCGGACGAAAAGGGCGAGUGGUACCUGCCGCUUACGGCUGAGCAGGUUCAGCGAGUGCGGGAUGCGCUGGAGCGCCACUCCAGUCGGCUGGAUGAGGCGCUGCUCUCAAACGCGUUUGCCUGGAUUAAGAAGAGCUCGGAGGAUGGGUUCGACGGCAUGGUGCAGCUGCUGCAGCUGGUGCUGCAGCUCUAUGCAGCACGGGAACUGCGCUCACCGGAGACGCAGGGCGUUGACGGCGCACUAAACAAGUUGCUGUAUUCUGAGGAGCGGCAGUGGUACUCCCUGAUACGCUCCCUGGCUGCGGAGGGAGCUAUCAGUGAGGCAUCCUUUAUGGAGGCCCUGCAGCGGCGCAUGGAGGGCGUGGUGCUGGGCUUGCAAAGCGGCUCAUAUGCACAACGGGUCCAGGCUGAGUACCUGAAGGAAGUGGAAAGCCGAGCAAAGGCUGUGUUUAAGGAGCUCGCAGCGGCCAGCAAGGUUCAGCAGCAAAACUGAACCUCUCCGCAUGAAAGAAUGGCCUUGCUUGACCAAUGACCCUAAGUGGGCACAUGGCUUAGCUUUCAUGCUUCAGCGGAGAGGUCGGAUAUGUGAUAAUACUUUGGGGGGGAAGAAAGGGUCGUCAAAGGGGCUUUAUGUGUCUUGCCGCAGAGCGGACUGAAUUUUUGAUGAUAAAACGAAUAUAUACUGCUGAUAAGCUUUGGUUCCCCUUCCUCCUGUAAGCGUUGUCUUUGAAGAAUUUAAAUAGUGUGAUGCAAGACUUUCAUUUCAUUACUUAAAUGAGGGGCUGUGAAAUAAAGCAGGUCAUGUUCCGACCGAAAUUUGCAUGGCUAAUGCCUUCACUUAAAGGCUUACUGGGCUCUCAGUGUUUAUUUCGUGGGCAAGGAUAGAGAAUAGACGAUACCUGUCCGUAGCUUGUAAGUCAUGCUGUUGGCUCUCGUGUUAAGGGCUGGUGUAACUGAAGGCAGAUU